CAGGCAUCAGUUACUCGUGUCCGGAGUAAAUGGAAAGAUCAAGUGAAGAAUCAACUUUCAGUGGUCUGAGCAUCAAGCUGAUAUUUGACAAAAAGCUGUGGAAGAACAUAUGAAACACACACAAAACACUAAAACUAAAAAACAUUAAUUGUGAUAAUUGAAAAUUGUGAUAACAGAUAUUCAAGCGAAACCAAAUCAAAUCAAAGCAAGUGCCAAACAUUUAGCCACGACUCUGCGCCAGUAAAGAGCAAAGCGAAGCAAGAAAUCAGUGCAGUUUAUUCCAAAGUAAAGUCUUGAGGGAAAUCAAUCUACAGCACCAUGCCUGAACUCAUCGAACAAAGCAAAGUUAUCUCCGCCAACGGCUGCGGUCUGCCACAGCUGCACAAGCUGCGCCAGGACAACUGCGGUCUGUACAGCCACAUCCGCGGCAUUCCCAUCUCGUACGGCGAUGUCAACGCGCUCACAGCGGGUGUCCGCAGCUUCGUGGAGGAUGGAGUCGCCCUGUGCCAGCCCGACCAAGUGCACAUCUGCGACGGCAGCGAGCAGGAGAACAAAAUGCUCAUCAAGAGCCUGCUGGAGGCCGGCACCAUUGUGGCCCUGCCCAAGUACGACAACUGCUGGCUGGCCAGGACCAAUCCUGCCGAUGUGGCGCGUGUCGAGUCCAAGACCUUCAUCUGCACCGAGCAGCGCGAGGAGACGAUUCCCACACCCGUGGACGGCAUCAAGGGAACUCUGGGCAACUGGAUCUCCCCCGCGGACAUGGAGACGGCCAUUCAGCAGCGCUUCCCCGGCUGCAUGAAGGGACGCACCAUGUACGUGGUGCCCUUCAGCAUGGGACCCGUCGGCUCGCCACUCUCCAAGAUCGGCAUUGAGCUCACCGAUUCCGCCUACGUGGUGGCGUCCAUGCGCAUCAUGACCCGCAUGGGAGCCGCAGUUCUGCGCCAGCUGGCCAAGAAGGAGGAGUUCGUCCGCGCCCUGCACUCCGUUGGAGCCCCGGCCAGUGGCCAGGUGGAACAGCCCUCCUGGCCCUGCGACCCCGAGCGCACCAUCAUCCUGCACAAGCCCGCGGAGAACCUGAUCGUCUCCUACGGCUCGGGAUACGGCGGCAACUCGCUGCUGGGCAAGAAGUGCUUCGCCCUGAGAAUCGGCAGCACCAUUGCCAAGCGCGAGGGCUGGCUGGCCGAGCACAUGCUCAUCCUGGGCAUCACCAAUCCCCAGGGGGAGAAGAAGUACAUCACUGCCGCCUUCCCCUCAGCCUGUGGCAAGACCAACCUGGCCAUGCUGAACCCCUCGCUGGCCGACUACAAGGUGGAGUGUGUGGGCGACGACAUCGCCUGGAUGAAGUUCGACUCGCAGGGCGUGCUGCGGGCCAUCAAUCCGGAGAACGGCUUCUUCGGCGUGGCCCCAGGCACAUCGAUGGAGACGAAUCCCAUUGCCAUGAACACCGUCUUCAAGGACACAAUCUUCACCAAUGUGGCGUCCACCUCCGACGGCGGCGUCUUCUGGGAGGGCAUGGAGAGCAGCCUGGCUCCCAAUGUGCAGAUCACCGACUGGCUGGGCAAGCCAUGGAGCAAGGACUCCGGAAAGCCGGCCGCCCACCCCAACUCCCGCUUCUGCACUCCCGCCGCCCAGUGCCCCAUCAUCGAUGGCGCCUGGGAGGAUCCGGCUGGCGUGCCCAUUUCCGCCAUGCUCUUCGGAGGUCGUCGCCCGGCUGGCGUUCCCCUCAUCUACGAGGCCCGCGACUGGACCCACGGCGUCUUCAUUGGCGCUGCCAUGAGGAGCGAGUCCACAGCCGCAGCCGAGCACAAGGGCAAGGUGAUCAUGCACGAUCCCUUCGCCAUGCGCCCCUUCUUUGGGUACAACUUCGGGGACUACGUGGCCCACUGGCUGAGCAUGGAGAAGCGGGGCAAGGUGCCCAAGAUCUUCCACGUCAACUGGUUCCGCAAGAGUGCCGAGGGCAAGUUUAUGUGGCCAGGAUACGGCGAGAACUCUCGCGUGCUCGAGUGGAUCCUGCGCCGCGUGAACGGCGAGUCGUGCUUCGUGGACUCGGCCAUUGGACACAUUCCCGCGGAGGGAGCCCUCAACCUGGCCGGCAUGAAGGAGCAGAUCGACGAGAGCGAACUCUUCUCGCUGCCCAGGGACUUUUGGUCGCAGGAGGUGCAGGAUAUCCGCACAUACUUCGACACCCAAGUUGGCUCCGAUCUGCCAGCCAGCAUUUACAACGAGCUGGAGCAGCUUGCCACACGCGUUGCCGCCCUCUAAGGCAGCUCUGAGACCCAUCAUGAGAAUUUAUUCACACAUCCUUACCCGCGACCUCCCACACCUGAUCACCACACAUCCUGUACCCAAGCCAACCCACCCACACAUUUUGUACAUUGAUAUACUGUCCCCCCCAAUCGCUUCUCUAUAUUGUAAGCCGAAGACUUCCAGACUAUUUAUUUUAUAAGCGAGUGUUAAGCAUAGACUCUAAGUUGAUAUUUUAAACAAACAAAACCAAAAUAAAACAAAACACAAAAA
Messenger RNA from Drosophila subobscura, 2517 nucleotides. It is a transcript of the gene Pepck1, whose product is annotated as phosphoenolpyruvate carboxykinase [GTP]. The record is from RefSeq and is a predicted model, not a curated record. Bases 319 to 2262 code for a protein of 647 amino acids. The transcript is spliced from 2 exons. Lineage: Eukaryota; Metazoa; Arthropoda; Insecta; Diptera; Drosophilidae. Gene Ontology annotation, cellular component: cytosol. Gene Ontology annotation, molecular function: phosphoenolpyruvate carboxykinase (GTP) activity; GTP binding; manganese ion binding. Gene Ontology annotation, biological process: cellular response to glucose stimulus; response to starvation; gluconeogenesis.